AUGGAAGAAAAAAAUAAGUUACCAUUUUAUAUUAAAAUAUGUACUUUGCUCCUUUUAACUUGGAUAUGUAAUUUUUACAAUGAAUUGAGUAUCUAUUACAAAUGCUUGGAUAAGAACAAUGAUAAUAUAAUAUUGUUUACAAGAAUUUAUCGAUUACUAGCAAAGCAUAAACAGGAAAAAUGUUCAAAUAUUGCAUGGAUGAUGGAAGAGAAACAAAAUAAUGGAGGAUACGAAAAAAAAUUUAAAUAUAAUAAUGAAAACGUAUUGAAAGGAAAAAAUAAAAUGCGAAAUGAAUGUUCAUUAGAUAAUGCACAAAGCUAUGGGCAAUCUAGGAGAAGUAAAUCUUCUGCACGCAAUAGGGAAAAUUCAUAUUUUAACAAAAGAUUGUUGGACAAAAUAUAUUAUAAAAAUAAGGUUAGGGAUGCUACGAUUGCUGAUUUUAAGUUUUUAUAUAGAGACAUAUCAAAAAAAUUAUAUAUGAUCUGGGCUUUAUUUAGCUUCAUUGUAUUAUAUGCAACGUCACUGUUACUUAUAAAGUAUUUAGUCUCAGAGAAAAUAUUGCAGAUAGACAUUAAAUUUCCAUAUUCUUUGGAUUUAAUAUGUUUAUUGAUAUAUGGUAUUAUAGCUGUAGGAGCAAUGAUUUAUCUUGGUAGAAAAGUGUUAAGAAAUGUAAAGUUCACAUAUAACAAAGAUGAUAUAAACAAUACGGCAUAUCCUUCUUCACGUAAAUUAAUUUUUUUGUAA
Molecule: messenger RNA, 744 nt
Organism: Plasmodium malariae
Lineage: Eukaryota; Apicomplexa; Aconoidasida; Haemosporida; Plasmodiidae
Product: Plasmodium exported protein, unknown function
Exons: 2
Coding region: 1-744 (247 amino acids)
Source: RefSeq, a predicted model, not a curated record